UUAGGUUUCUUCCUCUUGCAUUUGCUUAUCCUCAAUACCCUUGGAUUCAGUCGGGAGCGAGACCAAAACCCUAAUCAAUCGCAAUGAAGUACAACCCUAGAGUCUCCAGCUCCCGCCGUAAGAGUCGCAAGGCUCACUUCUCAGCGCCGUCGAGCGUCCGGCGGGUUCUUAUGAGUGCUCCCCUCUCCGGAGAUCUGCGCUCCAAGUACAAUGUCCGCUCGAUGCCGAUUCGCAAGGACGAUGAAGUUCAGGUCUUGAGAGGAACCUACAAGGGCCGCGAAGGUAAGGUCGUACAGGUCUACCGUCGCAAGUGGAUCAUUCACAUUGAGCGCAUCACCAGAGAGAAGGUUAACGGCUCUACCGUUAACGUCGGAAUCAAUCCGUCGAAGGUUGUGAUCACAAAGCUCAAGUUGGAUAAGGACAGGAAGUCUCUGCUCGAUCGUAAGGCUAAGGGCCGUGCUUCUGCAGAUAAGGAUAAGGGCACUAAAUUCACCGCUGAGGAUAUUAUGCAAAGUGUCGACUAAUUAUGAUCUGGUGAAUUUUUUUUUAAACUAAUGUUAGAUCUAUGUUUUCUCUGUUUUGAUUCGCUUUUAAACUUAUGGUUUUGUUUAAUAUGAUCCGGAAAGUUGAGACAAUGUUUUACUGUUUUUGAUGCUUUGAGUUCUUCCGUUUCUCUCGUUACCUGGAUUUUUGGUUAUUUUUCAAUGCAAUAUCAUAAGAUUCCGUUUGUUAAUA
This is a messenger RNA of Cucurbita pepo subsp. pepo (vegetable marrow), 735 nucleotides long. The record is from RefSeq and is a predicted model, not a curated record. Lineage: Eukaryota; Viridiplantae; Streptophyta; Magnoliopsida; Cucurbitales; Cucurbitaceae.